CAAUUUAUGUGAAAGGCGUUGGUUUUAUUUGAUUUUUAUUACACAGGUUUAUACUGAGAUGUGAUUAUCUCAACGAAUUCUAAUGUAGAUGUUUGAGCUUGUUUUAUCACCUUAAAAGUGUGGUUGAUUCUGAUAUUCAUCGCACGGUGACACUAGGAACGGCGAGGCUGUCAGAAACUCAAUCACUUCAGGCACCAUGACCGAAACGUCCGACCUCGGGAAGCUUCCAUGUGUCUCGGAGGAGAGCAUCAUUGAGUUUCUGAAAAGGAGACUGCUCUCCAAGAUCAUUUACACAUGGGCUGGCUCCAAUUUGAUCGCCGUGAAUCCGUUCGAGGACGUGGCCGGCGCCGAGGACCCGGCGCUGAAUGAGCUGAUCCGGCGCCGGGACGGAGCACGUGGCCCGCUGCCGGCGCACGUGCACUCCAUCGCGCAGACGGCGCACCACGGCCUGCAGGCCGGCACCGACCAGACCGUCAUCAUCAGCGGCGAGAGCGGCGCCGGCAAGACGUUCUCGGCGCACCGGCUGCUGCACUACCUGGUGCAGCUGGAGGCCAGCGGCAGUCAGGGCACCGGCCGGACCGUCGAGCAGAAGCUGAACGUCUCCAACCCGCUGCUCGAGGCGUUCGGAAACGCGCGCACCACCAACAACGGCAACAGCAGCCGCUUCUGCAAGCUGUUCCGGCUGGAGUACGGCGGCGGCCGGCUGCGUGGCGGCGCCGUGCACACCUGCCUGUUCGAGAAAACGCGCGUCAUGUGGCGCGGCGCCGGCGAGCGCAGCUUCCACAUCUUCUACCAGAUGGUGGCCGGACUGCCGGCCGGCUCGCUGCACGCGCUCGGACUCGAUCGGCACGCCUCGCUCAGCGAACUCUCGGGCCACGCCUGUGACGCGGACGCGACCGACUUCGCGGUGACCGAGUCGGCGAUGGCCGAGCUGGGGCUGAGCGGGGAGCAGCGCGCAGCCGUGUUCGCCGUGCUGGCCGCCGUGCUGCACCUCAGUCGGCUGCGGGUGGUGGCGCGCACAGACGACCAGUUCGAGGUGGAGGACGACGCGGCGCUGCAGUGGGCGGUCCGGCUGCUGGGCGUCAGCGCGCCCCAGCUGGCCGAGACGCUGACGGAGCAGCAGCUGGCGGCCGGCCGCAGCAGCGUGGUGCGCCGGCCCUGUCAGACAGAGCAGGAGGUUCUGGCGCGCCGCGACUGUCUGGUGCGCGAGCUAUACGACGGCCUGUUCCGCUGGCUGGUGGAGUGGAUCAACGGCCAGAUCGCCUCGGGCAGCGCGGCGCCGCGCGCCAUCUCGCUGCUCGACAUCUCCGGGUUCGAGAGUCUCGAGACCAACAGUCUGGAGCAGCUGUGUAUCAACUACGCUAACGAGCGGCUGCAACAGUUCUUCCUGGCGUCUUUUCUGCGCCGUCUGGAGGCCGCCUUUCUCGAGGAGGGUCUGAUCGGCGCCAGGCUGGAGUACCCGGACAACGGCCGGCUGCUGGUGGCGCUGGACGGGCCGGCGCCGUCCGUGUUCGGCGCGCUGGACGAGGCCAGCGGGCUGCGUCAGGUGGUGCCGGCCAGUCAGCUGAGCGCCGAGGCGCAGCGCGCCGCCUGCGCGGCCCCCGGCGCCGGCGGCGAGCACACCUUCACCGUGCGCCACUUCUGCGGACCUGUGUCGUACGACGCGCGCGCGCUGGUCGCCAAGAACCGCGACCGGGUGGACGCGACGCUGACGGCGCUGCUAGCGGGUAGCUCGGAGUGGCUGGUGCGCCAGCUGCCGUCGCCGGCGGCGGCGCCGGGGACGCCGCGCGGCGCGCGCCGCCGUAACACGGUGCUGGCGCGCCUGCAGCUGUCGGUGGGAGCGCUGCUGCGCCGGCUGGACGGCUCCGACGUGCAGUUUGUGCGCUGCGUGCGGCCCAACGGCGCCGGCGCGCCCGGCCUGGUGGCCGACGCGUACAUGCGGCGCCAGCUGCGCGCCGCCGGAGUGCUGGCCACGGCCCGGCUCAGCGCGGCCGGCUUCCCGUUCCGACUGACUCCGGCCGAGUUUGUGGCCCGCUACACGGAGCUGGUGGAGCUGCGACAGCGCGCCGAGCCGCGGCCAAACAACCAGCUACUCACACAGACGAUCGAGCGGUGGACGCCGGACGACCCCGGGGUACGUGUCGGCACCGGUCACGUGUUCCUGACGCGGGGCGCCUGGUACCGGCUGGGCGACCUGUGUCAGUUGGCGCGCCGCAGCGCUGCCGGUCGACUACAGUGCCGCCGGCUGCGCGCCGCGCUCACACUACAGCGGUGCGUGCGCGCCUGGCUGGCCGGUCGGCGGCGGCAGCGCGCGGCGGCCGUGCUGCAGCGCUGCUACCGGCGCCGGCUGGAGGCGGCCCGCCGGCAUCGGCGUGACCUCACCGACUCAAUGGUGUCGGACGGCGCCGACUCGGGAGUCAGCUGCCUCGACUCGGGAGUCUGCAGUCUGGAGUCGCCGCCGGGCGAGGAGCGCCGCUGGCAGGCGGGCAGCGGAGCGGGCACGCCGAGCCCGCCGGCCGGCGCGGCGCCGCCCCAGCUCCGGCCGCUGCCCCCGGACAGUCUGCUGGCCGGCAAACCGCUGCACAUGGCACGCGGCAUCGUGUCGGUGCGGCACGUGUUCGCCGACCGCCUGCCGUUCCACACGCGGCGCACGUGCCUGCCGUUCUCUUGCGAGCUGCCGCGGUUCCUGGUUCCGGCCGGUCUGGUGGACUUGGUGUGA
Amphibalanus amphitrite is the source of this 2719-nucleotide messenger RNA. Its product is annotated as unconventional myosin-XIX-like. Gene Ontology annotation, molecular function: ATP binding; actin filament binding; microfilament motor activity. Lineage: Eukaryota; Metazoa; Arthropoda; Thecostraca; Balanomorpha; Balanidae. Gene Ontology annotation, biological process: actin filament organization; vesicle transport along actin filament. Gene Ontology annotation, cellular component: cytoplasm; actin cytoskeleton; myosin complex. Bases 197 to 2719 code for a protein of 840 amino acids. The record is from RefSeq and is a predicted model, not a curated record. The transcript has 4 exons.